Molecule: messenger RNA, 888 nt
Organism: Arabis nemorensis
Lineage: Eukaryota; Viridiplantae; Streptophyta; Magnoliopsida; Brassicales; Brassicaceae
Source: the annotation of a GenBank genome assembly
AUGUCUUGUAAUAAUGGAAUGUCUUUUUUCCCUUCAAAUUUCAUGAUCCAAACCUCUUACGAAGAAGACGAUCAUCCUCAUCAUCAAUCUCCAUCUCUUGCACCUCUCCUUCCUUCUUGCACCUCUCUACCUCAAGAUCUCCACGGGUUUGCUUCGUUUCUAGGUAAGAGAUCUCCGAUAGAAGGGUGUUGUGAUUUAGAACCAGGGAAUAACAUGAAUGGAGAAGAUGAUUAUUCAGAUGAUGGGUCUCAAAUGGGAGAGAAGAAGAGGAGAUUGAACAUGGAACAAGUGAAGACAUUGGAGAAGAAUUUUGAGCUUGGAAACAAACUUGAACCAGAGAGGAAAAUGCAGUUAGCUCGUGCUUUGGGUUUGCAACCAAGACAGAUUGCGAUUUGGUUUCAGAACAGAAGAGCUCGUUGGAAAACAAAGCAGCUCGAGAAAGAUUACGAUACUCUCAAGAAACAGUUUGAUGCACUUAAAACUGAAAAUGAUCUUCUUCAAACUCACAAUCACAAGCUCCAAGCUGAGAUAAUGGGAUUAAAAAACAGAGAACAAACAGAAUCAAUAAAUCUGAACAAAGAAACUGAAGGAUCUUGUAGUAACAGAAGUGAUAACAGUUCAGAUAGACUUGAUAUCACAACUGCUCCACCAUCAAACGACAGUACAUUAACCGGAAGCCACCAGCCGCCGCCGCAAACAAUCGGUCGACAUUUCUUUCCACCGUCGCCAGCCGCCGCAACGACCACGACCACGACCAUGCAGUUCUUUCAUAACUCAUCUACUGGACAAAGUAUGGUUAAAGAAGAGAACAGUAUCAGCAACAUGUUAUGUGCAAUGGAUGACCAAUCUGGUUUUUGGCCAUGGCUUGAUCAGCAACAGUACAAUUGA